Xylaria bambusicola is the source of this 1518-nucleotide messenger RNA. RefSeq names its product general substrate transporter. The record is from RefSeq and is a predicted model, not a curated record. Bases 1 to 1518 code for a protein of 505 amino acids. Lineage: Eukaryota; Fungi; Ascomycota; Sordariomycetes; Xylariales; Xylariaceae. The transcript has 10 exons. Gene Ontology annotation, cellular component: membrane. Gene Ontology annotation, molecular function: carbohydrate:proton symporter activity. Gene Ontology annotation, biological process: transmembrane transport; carbohydrate transport.
AUGAAGACGCUGAGUAAAGCAGUCUUGAGACUGCACCUUCUAUGCAUCUUCUUUGCUAUCGGGUCUUUCGUUUGGGGAUAUCAUAUUGGUAUACUGUCAUCAGUCCUUGUGCAUCCAGGUUUUAGACGUGCUAUGGGUUAUCCGACGGCGUCCGAAAAGGGUGUUAUAACCGCUAUAUACUAUCUAGGCACCUGGGUGAGCUACAUAUUCGUAUCUCACCCGGUAAGCGACCGGUUAGGACGUCGAUACGCGGCAUUAACCGGCAUCGUCGUUGUGGCUAUAGCGACGGCAAUCGAGGCUGGUGCUAGCGGCCCGGGAGCAUACUCGAUGAUGAUCGUGGGACGUGUCAUUUCGGGUCUCGGUAUCGGAAUGAUUUCUACUUCGGUACCGUUAUACCAGAGUGAAGUAGCCCCUGCCGGCAAGCGAGGAAAAUACGUCGUUUUAAAUCAUGUCGGAUUCGUGGUUGGCUUAGCAUCCGGCUUCUGGGUCGGAUACGGCGUGACCUUCUGGAGCGACUCUGCCUACGGACAGUAUGUCUCCUGGCGCUUUUCGCUCGCCAUAAACCUCGUCCCAAGUUUGAUCUUCGGCGUCGGCCUGCCUUUUCUUCCUGAGACGCCUAGAUGGCUCGUAGAACACGGGUAUUAUGAUAGGGCCCUGAGAUCCCUUCACUGGUUGCGCGAGGGGAGCUUCACGAACGAGCAGAUCCACGCCGAGCUCGCGCGUAUACGGGAUGACGUGGAAGAGUACAAGGGCUACACGAGCUGGACUAUGCUCUUCAGGGAUCCGAAUCUGUUUAGUCGGCUUUGGAGGGCUUCUCUGCUGCAGUUCAUGGCACAGAUGUGUGGUGCCGCGGCGAUGAAAUACUAUCUUCCCACGCUUCUCGAGAAACUUGGGCUAUCUACGCGCGUAGCUCUGAUGGCGGGUGGAAUUGAGUCUACCCUGAAAAUCGGCAUGACGAUCAUCGAAAUGCUGCUCAUUGAUCGUCUCGGGCGGCGAGUCACGCUGGUCUCGGGGACGCUCGCCAUGGGGUUCGCACUACUGAUCAACGGCGUCCUCGGCCAAGUGUACCCCUCAAAUACGAAUCGCGCCGCUGACAUCGUCUGCGUGGUAUUCAUCUUCGUGUACGCGUUGGGGUAUAGCAUGGGCUUCGGGCCCGCAGCAUGGGUAUACGGAUCAGAGAUCUUCCCGACAGCAGUCCGCGCGCGAGGUCUCAAUUUCUCGGCAUCGGGUACCUCGAUCGGGUCCAUCGUGGCAGCGCAGGUCUGGCCCGUGGGCAUCGAGACGAUCGGUUCGAAGAUAUAUUUCUUCUUCAUGGCCAUCAACUUUGCCUGCAUUCCAAUAAUCCUCCUCUUCUACCCCGAGACCAAAGGCGUAUCCCUCGAAGACAUGGGCACCCUAUUCAACAGCAGCCAACGACACCUCUCCACACACGACAACGACGGAGAAGGAUGCAGCGAGCCCAUCAGCGCUGCUGCUGUCCCCAAGCCUCCGGGAGAAGACAGCCAUGCGACAGUGUAA